Molecule: messenger RNA, 1869 nt
Organism: Penicillium nucicola
Lineage: Eukaryota; Fungi; Ascomycota; Eurotiomycetes; Eurotiales; Aspergillaceae
Gene: sit2
Product: putative siderochrome-iron transporter
Exons: 3
Coding region: 1-1869 (622 amino acids)
Biological process (GO): transmembrane transport
Molecular function (GO): transmembrane transporter activity
Source: RefSeq, a predicted model, not a curated record
AUGGGCGUCCUCGAGACUGUUCGGGGUCGUGAUGAUGGUGGUGCCAUUGCCAGGACUAUAAUUGCCGACGAAUCAUACGGAUCGCAUGCACACGAUGCAAAUGAAAAAGCAAGUCUCGAUGCCGGCCAAGAAGCGUCGUCAUCGGACACCGAUGCACCCAGCCCCAGCGGUUUUCACGCAGGCGAUGUGAACGACGAUGAGAAGGAAUUGGCACAACACCCCGAUCAGGUCACAGAGGGAGCCGAGCUGGGCCAACAGAAGGCUGAAGCAGCAGCUCUUGUCUGGAGCUGGCCGGCGUUGGUUGGAAUCUAUGCUUGGAUCUGGAUCUGCUUUUUCAUGUUGGCGUUCCACUCCGCCAUGAGUACCUUCUUGAUCAACUACGUUAUGGGAAGUUUCCAAUCCGCACCGCAGGUUUCAACAGCAUACAUUUUGGCAAAUAUUGUCGGUGGCAUUAUGAAACUGCCAAUGGGUAAAACCUUGAAUCUAUGGGGUCGUGCUGAGGCUCUAGUGGUGUCAACGGGUAUCUAUGUUCUCGGUAUGAUUGUUUUGACUGCCUGCAAUGGACCCAAUGGAUACGCAGCGGGCUACGUGCUAUACUGGAUUGGGUACUAUUGCAUCUAUUUGAUUCUGGAUAUCUUCAUUGCCGAUACAUCGGGUCUGCGAAACCGAGCCUUCGCUUUCGGGUUCAUCCAGACACCGUUCAUUGUGACUGCGUUCACCGGCUCCCUAGCGGCAAAUUCGGUCUAUACCAAGUACGGAUGGCGAUGGGGAUACGGUAUCUUCUGUAUUGUGAUGCCGUUCGUGUUCUUGCCUCUGGCUGUGGUGUUCAAGUUUUAUGAAAAGAAAGCAAGGAAGCAGGGUCUCUUUCGUCGCCAGCCUAGUGGUCGCACUACGAUGCAGUCUGUUCUCCACUACUUCCAUGAGUUUGAUGUGAUUGGUGCACUCCUUCUAAUGAUUGCUUGGGUCUUGUUCCUCCUGCCAUUCAGUCUGGCGCAGUAUGGACGCUCCCAGUAUUCAAGCGCAAGCUUCAUUGCUCUCAUCAUCAUCGGGUUCUUUAUGUUUUUCGUUUUCGCCGCAUGGGAGAAAUGGGGUGCACGAACACACUUUAUCCGCUAUGAGUUGAUCAAGCGACCAACUAUCCUCGGCGCAUGCCUUCUAUCCGCCGUGCUCUUCUUCAGCUUUGAACUCUGGGAUCAGUACUUCUACAACUUUAUCCUGAUGUCCUAUAACAUCCCAGCAGUUCAAGCAGGAUAUAUGCUCCAGAUCUAUAAUGUCGGGUCGUGCUUCUUCUCUCCCAUUAUUGGAGCCAUUAUCUGGGCGACUGCGCGGUUCAAGUAUAUCUGUCUGUUCUUCGGCGCACCACUGAUGAUCCUCGGGUCCGGCCUGAUGAUCUAUUUCCGUGGCUCAGAGCACGGCAUUGGAUACGUUGUUAUGUGUCAACUCUUUAUUGCCUUCGCCGGUGGCACCCUAGUGAUUGGCGAAGACAUGGCCGUCAUGGUGGCAGGUGGUCGUGAAGGCACGCCGAUGAUGCUGGCACUGAUUGGUCUCUUCUCCAACAUCGGUGGUGCGAUCGGUUUGGCUGUCGGUGCCGCCAUUUACAACAACGUCUUUGUUGAUACCUUGGCUUCCCAAUUGCCUGAUAACCUGAAGGGCAAUGCCACUCAGAUUUACUUUGAUGGCAUCAAUGUUCAGACAACUUAUCCCUGGGGCUCACCUCUUCACACUGCAGUUGCAUAUACUUGGGGCUAUGCCCAACGCAUGAACUGCAUUGCGUCGACUUGCAUCCUGGUUCUCGCUUUCCCUUGCAUUAUGGUUUGGAAGAACUACAAUGUGAACAUAAAGCAGAACAAGGGUCAAAUGAUAUUUUGA